UUCCUUCUUCUCCUGUUCAAAUUUCUGAAUUUUCAAGUCUGUAACUGAGUCCGUACCGUCGAUUUUCCUGUGAUUUUUGUUCUCGACGUGAAAAGGUCCAAAAACGGUCACGGUGGCUGCUGAUACCGUUUUGUAACGGCCUCAAUCCCGGCACCGGUCCGUUUUUUGAAACCUUGCUAUUAACACUCUAACAGGGUUUAGGACCAAUGUUCUAUCUCAGUAAGAUUGAGCAUAAAUUUGCCUUGCCUCCUCAUCUUCUUGCUCGUCCCAUUCGGGAAGCCAUACAGUCAGAGCUUGAGAGGCUUUUCUUGGAUAAGGUUAUUCAAAAAUUGGGACUUUGCAUAUCUGUUUAUGAUAUCACAUCCAUUGAGGGAGGGUCUAUCUUCCCCGGUGCUGGUGCUCCGACUUACCAGGUGGUAUUUAAUUUGAUUAUGUUUCGUCCAUUCCCAGGGGAGAUUAUUUCUGCAAAAGUUAUGUCACUUGAUGCUGAUGGCGUACGCUUAUCCCUUGGAUUCUUUGAAGACAUUUAUAUUCCUACUCAUCACAUGCCCUACCCAAGCUACUAUAUAUCAAAAAACAACACAAGGAAAUGGACUUGGGAGUAUGGUGAAGAAACUGAUGAGUUUAAUAUUGAGAUUUCUAAUGAGGUGAUCAGAUUCCAAGUUCUAAGUGUGAGUUACCCAACGAUUCCAGUUGAGCAAGCAAAAGAAUCAAAGCCAUUUGCCCCAAUGGUGGUCAAUGGAUCAUUAUAUCAUGAAGGUUUGGGACCUGUUUCUUGGUGGCAAUGAAUUCAUUCCCAGCUUUUAUUCAUUUUCAAGAUUACGCUUAGAAGAUAUCAGUCUUUUCUAUUCUCUGCUUCAGUAGAAGAAAAUUGGUUGGUUGUUUAAUUAUGGUUUGCUCAUGUUCUUUUCGACAUCUCUUAAAAACAUGGAGUAUUUAGUUUAAUUUUAAUGGGAUAAUUGUUGACAGUUGACACUGUAGAUACAUUAUAUGCCAUUAUUCACAAAUAGCUUAUUCUAUUACUAGUACAUGGUUAAA
Messenger RNA from Medicago truncatula (barrel medic), 1038 nucleotides. Its product is annotated as DNA-directed RNA polymerase III subunit RPC8. Gene Ontology annotation, cellular component: RNA polymerase III complex. Lineage: Eukaryota; Viridiplantae; Streptophyta; Magnoliopsida; Fabales; Fabaceae. Bases 207 to 788 code for a protein of 193 amino acids. Gene Ontology annotation, biological process: transcription initiation at RNA polymerase III promoter; DNA-templated transcription. The transcript has 8 exons. The record is from RefSeq and is a predicted model, not a curated record.